GUGCUGGCGACACACACUGGUGUUCCCAACGAAGAAUCUGAUGGCUUCCGGUGGCCCAGCCGAGCAGCAGAACCCGAACCUUGUCCAAGGCAUGGGAGGUGCCCCAAGCACUUCAUCUGCUUCGCAACUGAUUCAUAACCCCGUGAUUCCCGGAGCCUCCUCCUUACUUCCCGGCUCAUCGGCAUCGAUCCUUUCGUGGAACCAG
Messenger RNA from Amoebophrya sp. A25, 205 nucleotides. NCBI's taxonomy places the organism in Eukaryota, Dinophyceae, Syndiniales, Amoebophryaceae. The record is from the annotation of a GenBank genome assembly.